GGCCCAACUCUUGGAGAUAGUCUUAUGGUUGAAUGCCGGCGUAAGUCGGUUAUAGGAUGCGCUACGUGGCUGACUGCAUUAUCACUGGAAUGACGGUGGUGGUUUGGAUCCUUCAGAAUUCAGCAAAUCUCUAGAAUCGUCUCUCAUUUGCUGGAUUUUAUACAACACAGGGUUCUAUGCACAGAUCCUGGAGAGAGCUAUGUACCUGCCAGGAAUCGCCUAAUGCGCUGGUCUGGCAACCGGAAACUGCCCGGGGUUCCCGGGUUCCCUGGUAUGUAUUAGAGACAUAAAAUCAGCUCACGCUGUAGAUUAACGACGGGUUUUUGUAUCACAGCCGAAGUAAUUUAGGAGCGACGGCAGUGCUUCAACACCCGCAAAAUGGCCAACAUGAAGCUUACAAUAUUGUCCCUUCUCGCGCUGGCGACCAACACCAUCGUUGGCCAAGAGGCCAAGCACCCGGGCUCCGACCAACUCACGGUCCGAACCUCCACGGGCACAUUUACAGGCCUCAUCGAUCCUGAGUUUCCGAACACCCGCCAAUUUCGCGCCAUUCCAUUUGCGAAGCCGCCCGUGUUGUCGCGUCGCUGGCUACCUCCGGAGAAGCUGUCGCCAUCGAACGAGCAUAGGAAUGCGACGCGGUUCCCGCCCUCGUGUCCCCAGUUCGUGUCGGCGGUACCUUCGUUUUGGAAUUCGGACCUGACCAGGGGUAACCUAAUCUACAACGGCAACCAGAACGACUCGUCGGGGCUAGUGGGGGCGGCCACUUCUGAGGACUGCCUAUAUUUGGCGGUGUGGACGCCGAAGGUUGCGGCCCCUAAGGCCGGGCUCCCCGUUCUCUUCUUCAUGACUGGAGGCGGAUUUAUAAUCGGUGGCGUUGACAUCCCGUGGCAGAUGCCAACGUCAUGGGUCGAGCGGUCGCAGUCGCAUAUCGUUGUUACUAUUAACUAUCGGCUUAACAUCUUCGGCUUCCCCUACGCGCGCGGGUUGGUGAAUGACCACCAGAACCUCGGUAUCAUUGACCAGCGCGUUGCACUCGAAUGGGUCCGCGAUAAUAUUGCGGCCUUCGGCGGCGACCCAAGCCGUAUCACGCAGAUGGGACGGUCGGCGGGGGCCGUCAGCGUUGAUGUCCAUGCUUACGCUUUCUCCGAAGACCCAAUCGCGCAAGCCUAUUACAUGCAAUCGGGAACAAUAUUCGGUGCUAAUAUUCAGGACAAAGAUCCGGCAUAUUCUAACUUCACAUUCGUAGCACGUCACUUUGGGUGUGAUAACUCUAAUAGCGACGUUGAGAAUAAGGACGGCGCGGCGGAGCUCGACUGUAUGCGUCAAGUGUCAUUUAAGGAAAUAACAAAUUUCGUCGGACAAUACGGCGAUCGGGGCGAGACGCCCGCGCUAAGAUUCUCCUUGGUUCCCGAUGAUCGCAUCGUCUUUACUAACUAUAAUGAGCGAGCAGAGGCAGGCAGUAUCGCACGUAUACCAGUCAUUAUCUCGAAUACAGCCAAUGAGGCAUCAUCAGGGGUUCCGUGGCCGGCAAACCUAACCACUGGCCCAGACCAGUCAAUGGUCACUGCCUUGGACAUUGAAAUAAUGGUGUGUCCGACGUUCAACUCAACCGUGUAUCGGAACCGGAUGGGUGAAGACGUGCCCGUCUUCCGUUUUCAGCAUGCUGGCACGUUUCCCAAUUUGAACUAUUAUCCAUGGCUUGGCGCCUACCAUGCUAGCGAUAUACCGAUAACCUUCGGGACAUAUCGACUCCUGGACCACGUAGCAAACACCACCCAAUUCGAGAUUGAUGUCAGCUUGUCGAUGCAGGACCAUAUUCUUGCCUUCGUCAAGGACCCGUAUAAUGGUCCGCAAGAGACGAUGGGCUGGAAGCCAAUAGUUACCAGUGAUCAGAAUAACGGAGAUCUCAUCCGCUUCGGCGCCGACGGCGUGGUAUCUCAGCAUAUCGAUAGUGUUGAGGUGGAUGGGGUGUGUUUGGGAUUACGCGAAUAUGACCCAUUCCCGUGAGGAGCAUUUGAUUCAUAAGAUCGACGUACACCUCGGCACUAUCAAGGUGUUAUGAACCUCAUUUCUUAUGGUCGCAGGACGGAGCUUAGACUGCUAUA
This is a messenger RNA of Truncatella angustata, 2105 nucleotides long. Its product is annotated as fatty acyl-CoA hydrolase. Lineage: Eukaryota; Fungi; Ascomycota; Sordariomycetes; Amphisphaeriales; Sporocadaceae. The record is from RefSeq and is a predicted model, not a curated record. The transcript has a single exon. The coding region runs from base 379 to 2007 and encodes 542 amino acids.